UCUCCAUUCAUUCAUUCACUGCCGUGACUAAAUUCACCCACUUUUUUCUUAAUCUCCUCGCUCAAUUUUCCCCAUCUUUAAACAGAAAAAACUCUCUCUUGCUUUCCCGGGAAAAAAAAAAUAUGAAGGAAUCCGUGGGAAACCCUUUGCAUCUUAAGUCUUUGAACCAUGUCUCACUCGUUUGUCGAUCGGUUGAAGAGUCCAUUGAUUUCUACCAGAAUGUUCUCGGUUUUGUCCCCAUAAGGCGGCCCGGUUCUUUCGACUUUGAUGGCGCAUGGCUGUUUGGCUACGGAAUUGGGAUUCAUUUGUUGCAAUCAGAGGAUCCUGAGAUUUUGCCGAAGAAAAGCGAGAUUAAUCCCAAGGAUAAUCAUAUCUCUUUCCAGUGUGAGAGCAUGGGAGCGGUGGAGAUGAAACUGAAGGAAAUGGGAAUCAAGUACCUGAGAUCGAUGGUGCAGGAAGGAGGGAUCGAUGUGGAACAGAUGUUUUUCCAUGACCCGGAUGGCUUCAUGAUCGAAAUAUGCGACUGCGAUAAUCUUCCGGUGAUUCCGCUCGUCGGUGAGAUGGCUCGCUCUUGUUCCCGGGUGAACCUCCAAAUAAUGCAGCCACCGCAGCUACGAGUGGUGCAGCAGUGAUAUAUAAUUAUAUAGAACAAUCUGUCUGUUUUCUUUAUUAUUAAUAUUAAUAUUAUUAUUAU
Molecule: messenger RNA, 694 nt
Organism: Pistacia vera
Lineage: Eukaryota; Viridiplantae; Streptophyta; Magnoliopsida; Sapindales; Anacardiaceae
Product: metallothiol transferase FosB-like
Exons: 3
Coding region: 123-632 (169 amino acids)
Source: RefSeq, a predicted model, not a curated record